This is a messenger RNA of Darwinula stevensoni, 318 nucleotides long. NCBI's taxonomy places the organism in Eukaryota, Metazoa, Arthropoda, Ostracoda, Podocopida, Darwinulidae. The record is from the annotation of a GenBank genome assembly.
AUGCAGCAUGGUUACCGGGGUUACGGGGACUCUGUAUUAGAGACCAGCUUCAUCCGGCAGUAUUACUCUGAAACAGACUGCAUGGACAAGCUUGCCCCACUCCACUCGGAGAGCAAUGAACGAAGAGAUUCUGAAGAGAACAAGUCCAUCCCUGAAAGCUCAGGCUCAAAGGAAAACCUUGAGCCUGAAGGGCAAAAAUUAACUCUGACAACGAUGCCGAAGCGCAAACAUGAGCUCUUUGUCGCGGAGAAGAAUUUGGUAAUCAACGUCUACGAGUACUUCUUGUUAGAACGUUUGCAAGGACGAGCAGGAUCGUAG